Messenger RNA from Penicillium maclennaniae, 3027 nucleotides. Its product is annotated as sodium/calcium exchanger protein. NCBI's taxonomy places the organism in Eukaryota, Fungi, Ascomycota, Eurotiomycetes, Eurotiales, Aspergillaceae. Gene Ontology annotation, biological process: monoatomic cation transport; transmembrane transport; intracellular calcium ion homeostasis. The record is from RefSeq and is a predicted model, not a curated record. Gene Ontology annotation, molecular function: monoatomic cation transmembrane transporter activity. The transcript is spliced from 3 exons. The coding region runs from base 1 to 3027 and encodes 1008 amino acids. Gene Ontology annotation, cellular component: membrane.
AUGAACGCGUUACCUUCAUUCCUGCAGCCUGCCGUCCGCAGAGGCCCUCGGUACUCCACGCGACCAUUCUACACAAGCAUCCUUGUGUUCACCACCCUUGUGGCUCUUACGUUCGCUGUAAGAAGUAUUGGAACGGGACAGAUACAUCAGCGCACAGCAGCGGGUGUCCCUCUCCUCAAGCGGGAAGAGGAACCAGAGUGCCGCCUAGUCCGAGACGUCAAGGAUCAGUGUUCAUAUGUUCGCGACAAUUGUCCCGACCAUCAAGAUGGCCUACUCUCUUAUCUUCAGCUAUAUUAUUGCUCCUUGUCCGAUGCGAAGCCGGUGGCCUUCAUAAUCUUGAUUCUUUGGCUGUCGCUUCUAUUCAGUACCAUCGGGAUCGCGGCCAGUGAUUUCUUGUGCAUUGAUCUGAGUACUCUGGCUAGCGUUUUGGGGUUGAGCGAAAGCCUAACGGGCGUUACGUUCCUCGCAUUUGGAAAUGGCAGUCCCGAUGUCUUCUCGACCUUUGCUGCAAUGCGGUCGAACAGCGGAAGUCUCGCGAUUGGUGAAUUGAUUGGCGCGGCCAGUUUCAUCACGUCUGUAGUUGCAGGCUCUAUGGCUCUGGUCCGACCGUUCAGAGUGGCCCGCCGGAGCUUUGUCCGAGAUGUGGGCUACUUCAUUGUAGCUGUCAGCUUCAGUAUGUUUUUAUUGGCCGAUGGCAGGCUUCAUGUUUGGGAGUCAGCUGCAAUGGUGGCCUUGUAUGUCUUUUAUGUUUUCAUGGUCGUGACCUGGCAUUGGUAUUUGGUUCGCCGCCGCCGAAGGUAUGAACGAGACCUUGCCGCGCGAACUCAUUUCCACAUUCCGGACAACCAGGAGCUGGAGGUAGAACAACCCAUUGAAGACGACGACCCAGGUGUGGCCUCCGAGUCACGCAGUCUUCUCCGUGGAGCAUCUACAGAUGACUUUGAUAUGUUGGAACGAGCCGAAGCAGCUCCGAUCUGGAAAGAUGAGGAAGAUGAGGACGACGAGACUCGUAACCGUUACCUGGCCGAGAUUCGCGAUAACAUGCAUGUCUAUCGGCCUCCGUAUAGAUCGAGGCGUAACACCAUUACCCCGAUUCGGCCGAGUCUCGUCGGUGCUCUGGAAUUUCAAUCGGUGCUUCAUUCCCUCCAGAAAUCACGAAGCUAUAAGCCAACCGUCAGCCUGAGCAGCUACUCAGAUGACGGCGAGAACUCUUCCCAGCCCUUUGACACCCGGUCGAUUGCAUCGCACCCUCGCGCGAGCAGAUCUACGGGAUAUAAUGACCGUCUGUCACCCAACAGCGCAGAAGGUGCUCGAGCACGAGCUGUGUCGGCCAACGAUGCCGAUGGGUUGAGGCUUGAUACCAGCGUGUUGAACCGACGAACCGCCGAACCUCCGCGUCUCACUGUGAGUCGGCCUUCAAACGAUAUAGCCAUGGGGCCGCCUGGAUUUCUCCGCAUAGAUACCAGCGCAGCCUUGACUGCCUCUCCGUCAUCGUCUGAGCUUUCCUUACCGAUUCAAAAUCCUGUGGACGCCGAUGCAUUCAACUCUCCCAAUUACCAAACUGGGGCAACUCAUGAACUUUCUCCACGUUCGAUAUCCCCCAGGGGUGGAACCGGCAGUUAUAAUUCUGCAUAUACCACAGAGAGCCCAGCUGCGCCGUUCCCCGCGUUCGUUGAUGGACCCUCUCCUCCCCAUUCUCGCCCACCUAGUAUUUGUCUGCCCAACCCGGAAACGAGCCCGUCAGAACAGUUGCUAUUUCACGAUGGCCCCGAUGAGAUGGUCGGCGAUAGCUCCUCAUUCCGGUUCUCCCCCAAAAGGUUGUGGCCUUCAACCUUUCCUCCACCGAAGCGGAUCGGCUGCACCCUCUUCCCUACCUUGGCUAGCUGGAAAUCCAAGGGCAUCGCCGAGCGUUUGCUGGGAAUUGUCGCAGCGCCCAGCGUAUUCCUGCUCACGAUAACCGUUCCAAUUAUUGAGCCUCAAGGUCCCGAGUCUGUGGAUCCCGAUCCGGUGCCGGCCGUGGUCAUUGAGCGGGUUGGAGACGACGAACACCAAGCUCCCAGGAUUCGACUGCCGGCUGAUAGCCCAGUAAUUCACCCGGGCCAUGACCGUCAAAGCUCUUUCCAAGAUUAUCAGACUUCUCGCUCACACCGCAAGUCGCAUUCUGAACAUCACCGCCUCAGUCGUCCACGUUGGGACUCGGAACUUCCAGCCCCACCACCACUACUCAAUACCUCAGACUGCCAUCUACCAGUCAAAGACUGGAACCGCUGGCUCAUUGGAAUCCAACUCUUCACUGGUCCCUUUUUCUUCACCCUCAUCGCGUGGACCACCGUCGACGAAGACAAUGACCCUCGCAACCUCAUUCUACCAGCCCUGGUAUCCCUCCUGUUCUCAUUCCUCUGCCUCACAGCUCUCCUCGUCUCAACUCGCCGCCGUCCCUGGCACGAAAACAACGCGCAGUCCGAGCAGGAUCCCUCAGAACAGCACACCCCUCCCCUCCCGGUCUCAUGGCGUCCUUUCCUAGCCCUCCUGGGCUUCCUAGUCGCCAUAGCGUGGAUCGCAACUAUCGCCACCGAAGUCGUGUCCCUUCUGAAGACCAUCGGCGUCAUUCUGGACAUUUCAGACUCUCUACUGGGAUUGACCGUCUUCGCAGUCGGCAACUCUCUCGGCGAUCUCGUCGCUGAUAUCACAGUCGCAAGACUUGGAUACCCCGUCAUGGCACUGAGCGCAUGCUUCGGUGGCCCAAUGCUUAACAUCUUACUUGGAAUCGGCCUGGGCGGACUAUACAUGACCAUGAACGGUGGCCAUGCGCCUCGCGGACACAAUGAGAUCGUUACCCGAGCUCCCUAUGAGAUUGCCAUUUCCAAAGUAUUGGUCAUCAGUGGAGCUACCUUGUUAGUUGUCCUCGUGGGUCUUCUCAUCGUUAUUCCCUUGAACGGCUGGAGAAUGGAUCGCAAGAUCGGGUGGGGGUUGAUUGUGGUUUGGUGUUUGAGUACGGUUGGGAACGUGAUUGCGGAGGUUACAUAA